GGUGUUGGUAAAAGUGCCCUGAUUGUGCAGCUUGUUCAUGGUAUUAACAAAAAUAUAAUAUUCAAUACUAAAGGAAAGUUUGACGACAAAUACGACCCGACCAUUGAGGACACGUAUCGGCACCGGGUUGUGUUGGACGGACACCACUACCUACUGGACGUCAUAGACACGGCCGGCACUAAACAGUUCUCGGAGAUGAGGGACAUAUACAUCAAGAGAGGACAUGGAUUCAUACUCGUCUACUCCAUAGGCUCCGAGGCCUCGUUCACAGAGAUACAGGGGAUUAGGCAACAGAUACUGGAUGUUAGGGGAAAGGCUGAUGAGGAGAUGGUGCCCAUGGUGUUGGUGGGGAAUAAGUGCGAUUUGCUCCCCGAGGACCGGGAGGUCAAUCAGUUUGUGGCCCAACUCACCAUCAAUAAGCAGAUGAACGACUGUCCCUUUUUCGAGACCUCAGCCAAAGAGGGCAUUCAUAUUCAGGAGGUCUUCACGGAUAUUGUC
This is a messenger RNA of Oppiella nova, 498 nucleotides long. The record is from the annotation of a GenBank genome assembly. NCBI's taxonomy places the organism in Eukaryota, Metazoa, Arthropoda, Arachnida, Sarcoptiformes, Oppiidae.